This is a messenger RNA of Ichthyophthirius multifiliis, 1331 nucleotides long. RefSeq names its product vacuolar ATP synthase subunit, putative. Gene Ontology annotation, biological process: proton transmembrane transport; vacuolar acidification; vacuolar transport. Gene Ontology annotation, cellular component: vacuolar proton-transporting V-type ATPase complex; proton-transporting V-type ATPase, V0 domain. Lineage: Eukaryota; Ciliophora; Oligohymenophorea; Hymenostomatida. The transcript has 3 exons. The record is from RefSeq and is a predicted model, not a curated record. Gene Ontology annotation, molecular function: proton-transporting ATPase activity, rotational mechanism.
AUUUAAAAUAACAAAAAUAAUAAUAAAAGAAUGAACCUUACUUCUUUUGCCAUAAACGAUGGUUAUGCUGAUGCAAUUCUAAGAGGCCUUAGAGCAUCAUUUAUAAGCGAAACUUAAUAUAACUAAAUGAAAACAAGUUCAAAUCUUUAAGAUUUAAAAUCUCAUUUAGAAGAAACUGAUUAUUGCGCUUAUUUACAAAAUGACUAAACAGAAUUAUCAAUCCCUUUAUUGCGUUCUAAAUUAAAAAAGAAAUUAGCUGACGAAUUCGAAUAUAUAUAUUGUUAAAGUGUUGGAUCGUUAAGUUAAUUUAUUAGAUUAGUCUAACAUAGAUAUAUGAUUGAUAAUGUUGUAAACAUGAUUGAAGGAAUCAAAAACAAAGUAAGCAAUGAAGAUUUAUUAGCUGCAACAGAUCCUUUAGGUUUUUUCCCAGAAAUGACUUAAAUAAAAGUAUUAGAUUAAGAUGAUUAUACUGGGCUUUAUAAAGAUGUAUUGAUUGAUACUCCUGUAGGUUCAUAUUUUAUGAAAUUCUUGGAGUAAUCAAUGGGUGCUUUAUCUGAAAAUAAGACUAUGAAUGAUGUGCAGAACUUAUUUAAAGAAAUGAAGCCUGAACACAUGAGAACUUCUUUAAAAAAAGUAAAAUUUUUUUUUAAAAAAAACUAAUAUAUAUUAAAAUUAUUAAAUCAGAUGUGGUUAGAAGACUUUUAUUAUUUUUGUACUACUGAAUUAAAUGCAGAAAGUCAAGAAAUUCUUGGAGAUUUAUUAAAUUUCGAAGCUGAUAUGAAGGCUGUUUAGGUAGUCUAUAACACUAUAGGACAUAAAGAUAUUAGUUCCGCAGCCAAAAUAGGCACUACUAGAAAACAAUUAUGUCCCGCAAUGGGAUAUUUAUAUCCAGAUUGUUAAAAAAAUCUUUUAAAUUCUAUGACUUUGGAUGCUCUUAAAGAAGCUAUUAAAGGAACAGAAAAUUAUCGAGAAAUUAUUAAAGAUGCUCCAGAUCCGGCAAAAAGAGAAGAAUAGAACUUUGCUACUACUUUAGAUGAUUUAAUGUAUGAUGCAGAAGUAAAGAAAUAUUCAUUAGCAUUUGAUUAAGCUGGAUAAUAUGCAGUUUUUUAUGCCUAUUUGAAACUAAAAGAAUAAGAAAUUAGAAAUGUUGUUUGGUUAGCUGAAAUGAUAACUAGAAAUUUACCCAAAAAUUCAUUAGGAUGGAAAAAAAUUGUUGUACCUUUUAGUCAUUUAUUAAAUGUUUGAUUAAUUAUUUUAAACAAAAAACAAAUAAUAUUAAAUACAUUUUUUUAUUUUGUUUUUAUUUCGAUUUUUACGAUUUUUACAUUUUU